UCCUCCUCCUCGCCCGUCCAGUUCCUCCACCUGCAGCUGAGAUCACUCCUCCUUGUAGUACAGGAAGCAGGAAGACACAGAGAGCCUCAAACUACGUAACAACAGGGAAGAGAUCCGGCAGAGGUGACCGCCAUCUCCUUCACCCCUCCCCACCAUGUCUAAUGCAACGGCUACCUCAAGCAUUGAGCAGCAGCUGCAAAGCCAAUGGAAUGAUAUCCUGGGACGCAUCACCAGCAAACAGUUCUUCCAAUCAGAUUGGGACAUCGCUGCCUUUGCUGUUUUCUUUACAUUCAUUGGGCUGAUUCUGGUGCUGGUUGCGCUGGUUCUCAUCAGAUGCUUCUGCUGCUGCUGUUGUGAUUGUGAUUCCCAAGUGAACAGGAGAAAAUACACAAAGAAGGUCGGCGUGGAUAACCUCGCCAUGGAGCCAUAACCCUGCCAUCCAGUUUCGAUUU
Rana temporaria (common frog) is the source of this 452-nucleotide messenger RNA. RefSeq names its product small integral membrane protein 22 (gene SMIM22). The transcript has 4 exons. The record is from RefSeq and is a predicted model, not a curated record. Gene Ontology annotation, biological process: regulation of cell population proliferation. Bases 155 to 430 code for a protein of 91 amino acids. NCBI's taxonomy places the organism in Eukaryota, Metazoa, Chordata, Amphibia, Anura, Ranidae.